This is a messenger RNA of Penicillium paradoxum, 171 nucleotides long. Its product is annotated as Heat shock protein 9/12. Lineage: Eukaryota; Fungi; Ascomycota; Eurotiomycetes; Eurotiales; Aspergillaceae. The record is from RefSeq and is a predicted model, not a curated record. The transcript is spliced from 3 exons. Bases 1 to 171 code for a protein of 56 amino acids.
AUGGUUUCCACUGCUCAUAGGAUGAUUUCUCCACCAGAGCUCACUCCUGACUCCACCAAGUACACUCGGGACAAGGUCAAGGAGACAGUCACCGACACCACUGACCGCGCUUCCCGCGGCUUUGAUAGCAAGGGUGUUGACCAAGAGGAUUUUGCGACACCACCUACAUAA